AUGCUUGCUCGUAAUACAUUUAGAAUUAUUAGACAACAACAACCAGUCAGAUUCUUUUCAGUUUCAAGAGUUUUUUUAAAUAAAACUACUGCUACAAAUACCGAAGCUACUAAAACUGUUAAAACUGCUCAAGAUUUAGCUGAAGUUAGUCUUGAACCAGGUUCAUUAAUUGGUCCAGGUGCCAAAGAAGGUACUAUUCCAACUGAUUUUGAUCAAGCUACUGGUUUACAAAGAUUUGAAUUAUUAGGUAAAGCUGAAGGUGUUGAUGUUUUCGAUAUAGAAAAUCCAAUUACUGAAGGUAAAGGUACUAUGCAAGAUCCAUUUUUAGUUCCAACUUAUAUGGGUUACAGAUAUGUUGGUUGUAAAGGUACUGAAGAUCAUGAUCAUAAACCAUAUUGGAUGAAAGUUGAAGAUGGUAAAGUAUCAAGAUGUUGGCAUUGUGGUACUGUCUUAAAAGCUAAAUACUUGGGUGAACCAGGUAUGGCUCAUUAA
Molecule: messenger RNA, 492 nt
Organism: Insectozyma verbasci
Lineage: Eukaryota; Fungi; Ascomycota; Pichiomycetes; Serinales; Debaryomycetaceae
Source: the annotation of a GenBank genome assembly